Molecule: messenger RNA, 436 nt
Organism: Drosophila teissieri
Lineage: Eukaryota; Metazoa; Arthropoda; Insecta; Diptera; Drosophilidae
Exons: 2
Coding region: 63-335 (90 amino acids)
Molecular function (GO): serine-type endopeptidase inhibitor activity
Source: RefSeq, a predicted model, not a curated record
ACAUUAGGUCGUUUAAGAUUCUCAGGAACUCUCUCUCUCUCUCUGUUACUUCACAAGUUACCAUGUAUACCUUAAAUAUAUUGUAUGUACUGCUCUUCAAUACGAUGUUUAAGGAUGUCGUCUCAAUCAGAACCACGCUUUGCAGGCGGCAUAAAGCAGAAAACCCCUGCGUCGAGGAAAAUACUUGGGUAUUCGACCAAAAUGCUCGCACUUGUAAUCCUGUGACUCCUGAAAAGGAACCCUGCGGGCACUUUAUUAGCGAAAAGGCUUGCAAAGAGGUCUGCCUACAAAAAAAAAUAACAAAGUUUUGGAAUGAACACAUAUGGAAAAGAUAAGAUAAACAAAUCAUCAAAUAACACUUGGCCGUUUUAUGAUAACGAAAUCGGCAAUUUGUAUUGAAUAUUUGGAAAUGAAUGAAUUUAAAGACGAUGCCUAA